This is a messenger RNA of Rhagoletis zephyria (snowberry fruit fly), 897 nucleotides long. RefSeq lists its product as uncharacterized. The record is from RefSeq and is a predicted model, not a curated record. NCBI's taxonomy places the organism in Eukaryota, Metazoa, Arthropoda, Insecta, Diptera, Tephritidae.
AUGAACAAAUUACUCGAGGACAAAAAUACGUACAAAUUAAUAAGAGCCGACUCAACACAUACGCUUCAGAAGAAAAACAACGCCCUGGUCGAUGAAUUAUAUAAAAGCAAAAUCAUUAACUACCGAGAAAAACAGCAACUCACCAGCACAGCUGCCACCGCACCAAGACUAUACGGGUUACCAAAAAUCCACAAACCAGACUUGCCACUACGACCAAUCUGCUCGUCUGUCAAUGUUCCGUGCUAUGGUAUGUCCAAAUAUAUAGGGAAAAUCCUCAGCAACCUCAUAUCCGAGAAGCAUAACAUCAAAAAUGCUUAUGAAUUCAAAGAGAGGCUAAACAAUGUACAAAUAAAUGACGAAGAUAUGCUAGUGUCAUUUGACGUGGUCUCACUGUUUACCAAUAUUCCGAUACCUCUAGCCAUAAAAAUAAUCACUGCUAAGUGGUACAAAAUUCAGCAAAAUACCAGCAUAUGUAAAAACAAGUUCCUUAACCUCCUGAAUUUCUGUCUAAAAGACAAUAACUAUUUUAUGUGUGACAAAAACUUGUACGUACAAACGUAUGGAAUGCCAAUGGAAAACCCUUUCUCACCAACCAUUGCUGACAUAAUAAUGGAUGACCUUCUGGACAAAACCAUUUUGGAACUUAAGGAAAACUUCGACAUUGACAUUAAAUUUUUAGUAAAAUACGUAGAUGAUAUUUUUGCAAUAGUGAGACGAAACGAUGUGGAUAUUAUAUUAAAUACACUUAACAAGUACCACCUUAAACUGCAGUUCACUGUAGAAAAGGAAAACAACCUUCGCAUACCGUUUUUAGACAUAAUGGUCUACAAGAAAAAUAGCGAAUUAAUACUCGACUGGUACUCAAAACCUACAUCCUCGGGACGAUUCAUCAAUUAA